GUGAGAAGAGGGAAGGCCCAGGAAUACCGCUACUCAAGGUGGCCGCGCAGCUUCCUGGCGGGCACCACCGCCAGGGCUCGAGUCAGGCAGGGCCGGUGUUGGAAGCCGGCUGUGGGGCUCCGUGGCUGAGCGCUCUUGGCGAAGUCGGGUACCCUCCCUGUGAUCAGCAGUCACACCUGGCGAGAAUGCGCAUCUCACAGGAAUGCUGGGCGAGGACUUGAGAAGAUGUGCCAGGACAGGAAAAGGAGGGGACAUCUUAACAUGGAAGAACUCUGCAAUGAAAAUGAAGCAGUGCCUGAGAAGCAAGUAAAGAUGGAAAACCAAGAACAGCCACAGGAUGCGGGAAAGCCAGCAAUAGCUGGUACUCUGGAUGACAAGAAGUUAGAAAAUGAGGAAAAGAUAGAAAACAAGAGAAAGACAGAAGAUGAGGAAAUACUUAAAGAUAAGGAAGAGCCAGAGGAGGGAAAGCCAAAAGAAGAGGGAAAGCCAGAGAGCCAGGAAAAACCAAAAGAAGAAGGAAAACCAGAGAAUGAGGGAAAACCAAAAGAGGAAGGAAAACCAGCCAGUGAACCAAGGGCUGCAGGAAAGCGCCCAGCUAGGGAUGAUGUACCCAGGAAAGCCAAAAGAAAAACCAACAAGGGGCUGGCUCAGUGCCUCAAGGUGUACAAGGAAGCCGUUCAUGAUAUGCAUUUGAGCAAUGAGGAGAUAAGAGAAUUUGACGAGAUGGCUAGGGGCGAGGAUAAGGUGAAGAAAACCAGACAGAAAUUGGGGGGAGAGAGGUUAUGUGGAUGGAAAAAAGUUUACAGGACCCCUACCACCUGAGGGGCCCAAGGGAACUCUGGGGUGGCCACAGGGCCCCACAAAGGGUCUUUGAAGGCAUUCCUUUAGUGUAGUGUUUGGCAGGCAUUUGCCAGGCUCUGGGCUUUAACCUUAUGCUAAUACUUUGCUUUAGGUGUCAAAUCUUGUUGCCAGCAGCCUUUUGACCCAAAAAGAACACUCUUAUCAGUAGGGAAUUUUCACCCAUGUGCACUGCAAAGGCAUUAUGAUGCUUGGAAAAAUAAAGCAGCUUAUAUCAUCUACAGAAUCAGUUCACUUUUGUAAAAAACAUAAAUUUAUAUAGUACAUCUAUGCCCAAGAAAAAUGGAAAAUUUUUUUCACUAAAAGGUUAACAAUGUUUUUUCUGAGUUGUGAGGUUGUGGGCAAUUUAUCUUCUUUGUGUAUUUUCUACUCAUCUGUUUAUUUUUCCCUAAAAACCACACAUUACUUUUCUCAUAAAGAAAUACUAAAACACAAAAAAAGGAAAACAAUGCAUAAAAUAGCAAUACAAAGAGAACUGUUCAGUGAGUUUUAAAGGCAGUGGAGGCAAAAUUCUUGUCAGAACUUAAAAAUAUGUAAAACUCACAUUAUCCCUGGGACUCAUAUCUAGAGGAAUCAACCUGGUAGUUAUAACAGAUUCAUUAUUGUAAAGACCAGUCUUUUUAUCUGUGCAAUGGGGAUCAUACUUGCCUCACAGAAUUGCCGGGUGGAUUAGAUGAGGUACUUAAUAUGGGAGCUGUGUUGGGCUGGUCUCUACCUUUCCUCCUACACUAGCAGGACCAGAAACCCAUCAGACACUUGAAGGAGGGUUGAGGUACAUCUCACCUGUGCCCAGGAAUAAGUACAGGAAGCCAGAAGGUGGGUGUCACCCUCCACUGGAUAGUCAGGUCUGCUGUGCACUCUGCUUCUCAUGAGUCUUGUUUCCUCUUAAGGCCCCCACUGCUGCUGAUGGGCGAAUAUCCUCAAGGCGACAAAGCCCAGGUGAUUUCCCUGGAGUCCACAGUGAGCCCCAAACCUGCGCCAGCCAUGACACCUAUAGAAGUAAGGAUAAAUCUCUUUUCUUCAUACUUAUGCUUACGCAAGUGGGUAACACCUCAAUGAUGUUUCAGCCUCUAAUGGAUUUCAGAUUUUUUAGUAAAACAAUCCUUUCUGCAUUUGUUGUUUUGUAAGUGUGUUUUUGUAUAUAGUCAUUUCUCCACCAGAUUCAGUUAUGGGAGGCUGGGAUAAAAUCUGAGUGGUACACAGUUUUUCUCAUCUGUCAGUGCCUUAUCUGCUUGAUUCCUCUUUCCUUAGAGGAAAUGAUCUCCUGGGAAAUUCCUGCCAGGUCCCACCUUAUAAGGUUUGCACACCUACCUACACUUGUGGUUUUUUAGAGCAUUGCUACUCAAAUAGUAGUCCAGCUGCUAUGGACCAGCUGCAUCAGCAUCACCAGAGAGAUAGUUAGAAAUGCAGAAUCUCAGGUCCCCAUCCCAAACUUACUGAAUCAAAAUUUCCAUUUUAACAAAAUCUGUAGGUGAUUCCUGUGCCCAUUAAAGUUUUAGAAGCACUGGUUUAUAAGGAGACUCUCCUCAGCCUUGUCACUCCCACUUUCACAUAAAAUAUGUACCUAGAAGGAUAAAUACAUGUGCUACAUUAGACAAGUUAUUAAAUAGACCUGUGUUUGUCAAACUGCAGUUCCACACCCCCUACAUUAGUAGGGAGUUAAACAAAUUCAAUGAGUUGACCUGCAAUGUCUUCAUGAAGUAGGGUAGAAUAAAAUUGAUUAGGGCCAAAUAGUAAAUAUUAGAUUAUAUUGCAGUU
This is a messenger RNA of Rhinolophus ferrumequinum (greater horseshoe bat), 2616 nucleotides long. It is a transcript of the gene TCEAL2, whose product is annotated as transcription elongation factor A like 2. The transcript is spliced from 2 exons. The record is from RefSeq and is a predicted model, not a curated record. The coding region runs from base 226 to 822 and encodes 198 amino acids. NCBI's taxonomy places the organism in Eukaryota, Metazoa, Chordata, Mammalia, Chiroptera, Rhinolophidae.